AUGUCGACGCCGACGAUAAGAGUUUUGGGGGUGUCUGCCGCAGAGGGGCUAGGGAUGAUGGUUGACGAUAAAGCCAAUGCUCCGUCUCGACUGAGGCUCCAUGGCCGUAUCAGCAUCUUCAACCAGGAUGGCUCAUUUGAAACUGUUCGUAUCCGAUUGCAAGGUGCCAUCUACACCAAGAUUGGUUCACAGGCAGCCGUUGAAAAGAUCCCUUCAACGUCCGUUGUCAAAUCCAACCUGGACUUCAAACCGGCCUAUUCCGCAUCUAGAGAACGAAGCGAAGAACAGUAUCUCGAUUUCGUCUGCCCGAUUCCAUCCUCCAGACGCGGUCUCUCCGCCGACUUCGUACCGUCGAUGACACUGUCUGGAACCACAUAUCUCACGAAAGUGACUGCUCUGACGAACAGGGAACUGUUGGAAGGUUCUUGUCAAGUGGUCUACACGCUCGAAGCAGAGUUCUUGCGAUCGCAAACGAAUCAGGUGGUGCGGAGGAUCAGUUGCCCGGUCGAUGUGUCUUCGGGUCUGACACCUCUGGACGUGGAGGUGAUUUCAGACGGCCGCUCAGAUCACGUUGAGCAGAUUGCAAAGCCUCAGCUACGACUGAACAGAUUGCUCGGAUCCCAGUCGCAGCCUGAGGUAGCUGUGCACAUGCCAAAGUUGGUCGGCUGUGCGGUCAACGACUUCUCCACAGCUUCCACUGGUUGUCGGCGACUCACUGUACCAGUCUCAGUCAAUGUCGCCCUACCCUCACACGCCCGUCGACAAGCACAGGCAUUACUCGAGAAAGACUCGCUUAGCUGUUCGGUUACGGCUCGCUGGUUUACCAAGAGGACAUUCACCACCGGUUCUUCGGCCGUCGAAUCAACGAUUCACAGCGAUCGAGCAUCGACUCAGAAGUUUGCCAUGACAUUACCACCUCUCUACAAGUCAAGUACCGAAACAUCAAAAUACACCACGUCAAUGGAGCUGGAGCUUCUGCUCCCGGAAUCGAUCUCGACCCCUUCAAUCUCUACCGAUCUCUUGAAAAUCAGUUACACACUAGAUCUCUCCAUGAGGUUUGAAGUGAUCGGAAAUGACUCUCUGAAAGGCCCGUACACAGCGAACUUCAACCUCCCAGUGGCUCUGCGCACUGCUCAACCACAAUCCUUGAUCAGCCAUCGCAGUUUUGAUCCACUUCUAGGACUCGUUGAGGAGCAAUCAAUCUAUGCUCCUCCUCCAUAUGUGUGCUAG
This is a messenger RNA of Fonsecaea nubica, 1230 nucleotides long. RefSeq lists its product as hypothetical. The record is from RefSeq and is a predicted model, not a curated record. The transcript has 2 exons. Bases 1 to 1230 code for a protein of 409 amino acids. Lineage: Eukaryota; Fungi; Ascomycota; Eurotiomycetes; Chaetothyriales; Herpotrichiellaceae.